Molecule: messenger RNA, 672 nt
Organism: Dioscorea cayenensis subsp. rotundata (Guinea yam)
Lineage: Eukaryota; Viridiplantae; Streptophyta; Magnoliopsida; Dioscoreales; Dioscoreaceae
Product: cyclin-D6-1-like
Exons: 4
Coding region: 28-624 (198 amino acids)
Biological process (GO): regulation of cyclin-dependent protein serine/threonine kinase activity; mitotic cell cycle phase transition
Cellular component (GO): cyclin-dependent protein kinase holoenzyme complex; cytoplasm; nucleus
Molecular function (GO): cyclin-dependent protein serine/threonine kinase regulator activity
Source: RefSeq, a predicted model, not a curated record
GCUUCCUCGCUAUCGCUCGCUUCCAAAAUGAAGAAAUCCGAGUUCUCAUUUCCUGAUUUCCAGAUGGAAGAGGGGUUCAUUUUCGAUGAGCAAACGAUUCAUCGGAUGGAGCUCUUGGUCCUCGGAGCUCUCGAUUGGCGGGUGCGAUCCAUUACGCCGUUCUCUUUCCUUCGAUUCUUUCUAUCCUUGUUUUCCCCAGCGCAUCCCCCGCUGAUCCACGCCCUCAAAGACAGAGCUUUGCGCAUUCUCCUCAAAGCCCAGAUUGAGAUUAAGAUGCUGGAGUUCAAGCCAUCACUGAUUGCCGCCUCAGCGCUUAUCUCCGCAGCCGGCGAGCUCUUUCCUAUCCAAUCACCGGCCUUCAGCACCGCCAUCUUCUCCUCUGAUUUCGAGAAACUCAAAGACUGCUGCCUCGUGAUGAGGGAGAUGCUGGCGAUGAUGACGAUGGACGGCUGUGAUCGGGCUCUCAAGAUGGUAUCCAGCUGCAGUACCCCUGCCACCGUGCUUGGCGGGGCCUGCCCAAGCUCCGACAGCGAAAGGACCGUCGGAUCCUCAAUGAACGGCCGGGAUGUGUAUAAGGAUCCAAUUGAGGAAACCCCACCACCUUCCAGCUUUUUCUGCCCUUAGAUUAAUCAAGAGUAUCUAUAUUUUAUAGAAAUUUUAAAUAUAUAUUUA